Molecule: messenger RNA, 1941 nt
Organism: Symbiodinium natans
Lineage: Eukaryota; Dinophyceae; Suessiales; Symbiodiniaceae
Source: the annotation of a GenBank genome assembly
AUGAAACUCGGUGCCAAGGACAACUGCAUUCUGAUCCUCACCGCCUUUGGCAUGACGCCCUUGGCAGGGGUGCUGCUCGCUGAGCAGUUGAUGCCGUUGGUCAUUGUUGCCGACCGAAUGGCAGACACAGGUAUGAUCUCGGAGCCCUUGGCGGACAGCUUGGUUACGAGCUACGGGUUCAUGAUUGGCUUCUCCUGGGAGAAAGCCUUUGCGAGUGCAUCGAAUCUCCUGAUCGGCGAGUACUUCGAGGGCAGUAAGACCGUCCGACCACAUGGUCCAUACGAGUUCUGGACUGGCCUGGGAGUGUGCGCAGCUCUCGUUUUGGUGAUGCUUCCCGGAUGGCGCUUCCUCAUCCUUCCGCAUGCGUUGCGGCCACUUCCUCCACGCGCACACUGGUACCACGGCGCCAUUUGGAAGGCCAGGGAAGUUGAGAGGUCCUGCUGCCAAGAAGGCAGUAAGGACUGCUCGGGGCUGUGGCUACAGCCUGUGGCGCUGCUUGCUGUGGUCUCUCAUGUCUACCUGCCGGAUGGUCAGGUCGUGCUUCUGCUCUUCGUGCAGUACCGCUUGGAUCGCCUGGACAGUUGCGAAGAAGAGUUCAACCCACAGAUGUGGCGUGCUCCCCUUGGGAUAUGCUGGCUGGCCCAAAGUCUCCUCGGGUCGACUUUCCGCCGCGCGCAUCGGUGGCUGGAAAGCUGCCUGUCUGUGAGCGGCGCCUUCAAGCAAGGGGAGCUCUUCGAUGAUGUGGUUCACUGCUGCUUUUGGACUCAGACCUUGCUGUACCGACCAGCCAUGCAAACCUUCGAGCGCAGGCUUUGGAGACGUCUGGCAGCGAAGAAGCUCAAGUUCAGCUCCGAGCUGCAUGUUUUAAACGUUUAUGAGUUUAUGGCUCAGUAUGCUUUUGAGGAUGCUUUUAUGAAGCUUCGACCUCCAAGGCUACUGACAGCUGACGAGAUCUACUCGGUGAAGGAGGCUUUAGAAGAAGGCCCUGUCCUUCAAAGCGACCUCGAGCUGGAGAGCGAUAGAAUAAUUCCAGAAGGGACCAAGGUCUUGAACUCCUGGAAGGACCCCGCCGUGCGUGUGAUCUGCAGGGACCUUGGUACACGCUGCAGACCCGCGUGGCUGGCUGUCUGCGAAGCAAUGGACGCACUGGCCCAGUGCUUUUGUGGGGAUGGCAGCGGCCCCAGGUCGACCCUGGCCCUUCAAGCGAUGAAGGACCCCCUCCUGGAUAUCUGGCGCGGUGCUAAGACGUGCUAUGGCUCCUUUGUUGUGGCUGGGGAUCACGACUCUGAGGGUUGCUGGCUCAAAGUAUUUCCGGCACGAGAAAGAAGAAGCCCGGAAACGAGAAACAUCAUCAACGCCCUUCAUCUGCCUGCUGCCACGUUUUGCUGCGGCCACAGGUUUGCAAACCGGGUGGUGCAGUUGUUGGGCACUCGGUGGUGCUACCAGAAAGCCAAGACCCACUCGAUUUCGCGCGACACUGGCGAGGUCGAGUUUGCAGGAAGCUCGGAUCAAUGCCAUGGCGACUGCGUUGAAGGUUGGGUCGGUCGUGAGAUCGUUGCCAACAUGAUCAGCGGAGUUGUUCUGCAUUUGACACAGCCGUUUGCUCAAGGGGAUUGGGUAUCCCUGGAUGGUACAUCCAUAGACGGAUGGGUUCAAGAUGUGGGAACUUUUUACACGAAGAUUGUGCAAUGGGACAAGCGGCCCAUCUACGUACCAAACUACAAGCUCAUGUCAAUGAAUGUGCAGAACAACUCCCGCAUGACGCAUCGCAGAAUCAAGUAUGACCUGAACAUGAGGCUGCAAGACAUCCCGAAGAUUCCCCAGAUUGUCCGGGACAUGCAGGAUAUGAUCAACGAACACGAAGACAUUGACAACAUCCAGCACCGCUUAGUGCGAUGGAGGGGCUUGGGCGAAUACGCGGCCAGGGCCUUUCACAGUUGA